This is a messenger RNA of Quercus lobata, 1470 nucleotides long. Its product is annotated as putative disease resistance protein RGA3. Lineage: Eukaryota; Viridiplantae; Streptophyta; Magnoliopsida; Fagales; Fagaceae. The record is from RefSeq and is a predicted model, not a curated record. Gene Ontology annotation, molecular function: ADP binding. The coding region runs from base 1 to 1470 and encodes 489 amino acids. The transcript has 2 exons.
AUGGCGGAAGGAGUUCUUUUCAACCUUGCUGGGAAAGUCCUUGAAAUGCUGGGUCCCUUAACUCUCCAAGAGAUCAACUUGGCGUAUGGUGAUGUCAAAGCUGAGCUGGAAAAUAUUAAGACCACAGUUUCCAUAAUCCAAGCUGUGCUUCUAGAUGCAGAAAAGCAGGGUUCUCAUAACAACAAGGUCAAAGAUUGGCUCAACAAGCUUAGAGAUGUCUUACUUGAUGCAUAUGACGUGCUGGACGAUUUAUCCACUGAAGAUUCGAGAUACAAAAUGAUGACUGGAAAUAAGAUGACAAAGGAGGUUCGAAUUUUCUUUUCCAGUUCAAACCAGCUUACUUAUAGUCUUAAGAUUGGUCAUAGAAUAAAGGCAAUUAGGGAGAGACUAGAUGCCAUUACAAUAGAUAAGAAGGACUUCCGCUUUAUUCAAAGCUCCAUUGAGCCACAAGUCAUGAAUAGGGGGAGGGAAACUUAUUCUUUUGUAUUGGAGGAAAAUGUGGUUGGGAGAGAGGAUGAUAAGAAAGAAAUUAUAAAACUUCUUUUGGAUACCAACACUGUAGAGAAUGUGUCACUUAUUCCAAUAGUUGGGAGUGGAGGUUUAGGGAAAACUACACUAGCUCAACUCAUAUACAAAGAUGAAAAUGUCAAAAAUAAUUUUGAGCUAAUGUUGUGGACUUGUGUCUCUGAUAACUUUGUUGUAAAACGGAUUGUGAAACAAAUCUUAGAAUGUUUUGGAGGCAGGAGGUGUGAAGAAAUUGAAAGCCUUGAUAUUUUACAAAAACACCUUCAACGAAAACUUAAUGGAAAAAAAUAUUUCAUUGUCUCAGAUGAUGUGUGGAUUGAGGACAAAAAUCAAUGGAUUCUUUUAAAAGAUUUAUUAAUGGGAGGUGCAAGGGGGAGUAGGAUUGUGGUAACUACUCGCUCUAUAAAGGUAGCUGAGAUAAUGGACACCCCUUCACGUCAUGAACUUAAAGGCUUAGCUCCUAAAAAGGCUUGGUCAUUGUUUGUAAAAAUGGCAUUUAAAGAGAGGACACUAAAACUCAAUAGUUGUUACUCACUUAUAGAAUUACCCCGAGACAUUAUAAAGUUGGUCAAUCUUAGGCAACUAGACAUUGCUUCUUGCUCGAAUUUGACUCAUAUGCCCCUUGGACCUGGUCGUCUUAAUUCUCUCGAGAUACUAACAAUGUUUGUGGUGAGGGAAGAACGUUUGAAGGGUAGCUCUUGUAGUUGGUAUAAGAAAAAACAGGGUAGGACUGGUGGUGGGCUAAGUGAAUUGAAGGAGCUGAGCAAUCUAGGAGGAAGCCUUAUGAUCAGAAAUUUGGGACAUGAAAAAGAUGACAUGGUGGAAUGUAAAGCCACAAACAUGAAGGAGAAACAACAUCUUGAAGAGCUGCAUUUAUGGUGGGAUCGAUUGUGGGAUGAUGGAGAAGCCAAAUUUUAUGAUGAAAUGUCAUUGGAAGGGCUCUAG